AGUACCGAGAGGAACCAUGCCUGAACCAGCCAAGUCCGCCCCGAAGAAGGGCUCCAAGAAAGCCGUGACCAAGGCCGCCGGCAAGGGCGGGAAGAAGAGGAGAAAGAGCAGGAAGGAGAGCUACGCCAUCUACGUGUACAAGGUGCUGAAGCAGGUGCACCCCGACACCGGCAUCUCCUCCAAGGCCAUGGGCAUCAUGAACUCGUUUGUGAGCGACAUCUUUGAGCGCAUCGCCGGCGAGGCGUCCCGUCUGGCUCACUACAACAAGCGCUCCACCAUCACUUCUCGCGAGAUCCAGACCGCCGUGAGGCUGCUGCUGCCCGGGGAGCUGGCCAAGCACGCCGUGUCCGAGGGCACCAAGGCCGUCACCAAGUACACCAGCUCAAAGUAAACCGGCCCGCCGAGACCAAAACAACACAACGGCUCUUUUAAGAGCCACACACUCCUUCUACUAAGAGCUCACGUUUCACUUUAUCAAAGGGAUUGUUCGACCUUUUUGUUAUUUAUUAUCUAAACUCUAUUUAAUGUCAACAUAAUAUCACAAUCACAUGGAAAUGUCUAAUAAGUAGGCUACAAAUUACAUUUUUAAUAUCAAUCUUAAUGAAUUUCUACGUAAUAUCAAAGUCUACUUUAUAGUAUAUUAGAGAUCUUGGACCCUGUGCAGUUACUUUACUGAUUUUAGACAUUUAUGUCAAACUCAUUGCAAGAAGCUCAACAUGGGAAUGAUGGAGAAAUGGGUUCUUUGCCAAUUAAGCAUUUCAGCAUUAAGAGAAUGUGCUGAUCAUCACGUUUCUUUCUUUCUCCAAAUCACAUGUCAUGUGAUUUGAGAUGGACAGAUUGAAACCAUGCUUAUGCUUCCAAUAUAUAUUUGGGACUGACUAAAUAAAACGUUAUGCAGCUAGUUUUCACAUUAAGUCACCGGCCAGAUGUUCAAACAUACUCCCUCCAAAGUAAAAGAACAAACAAGGAAACAAGGUAAAGAUGCAAUGGUGAAAAUAGAGUGCAACUCAUAGAAAAACAUCGAUUAAAAAUGCAUUGCAGAAAGAAGAGAAGAACUGAAUCCUAAUGUAAAGAUUUGAUUAGAAGGAUACAUAUUGAGUCAUUUGAAAUUAAUGUAUCUACUUGGAGAAAACUUUAUUGAAUCGUUGCUGUUACAGCAUGUUCAGAAGCUCUGGAGUAAAUGUAAAUAUGGUGCAGCAUUCAGUAGAAUACAUAGUAAUGUAGACAUGAAUUCUGAAAGUAUUUUAUUGUGGUGUAGGCCCAGAGUCUUCUGUGGAUGUACAUGUUUUUAUUUCAUGGUGUUUUUUUUUUAUUUGAGCUGAAAUAACAGAUAUAUUACCUCAUCAGGUGGGAAUUGAGAUGAUGUGUUUAUAGUGGACAUCCCUGUCAAGUAUUCUACUCCAAGAUGUUACUUUUUUUGGUAUUUCACCCUUUAAUUUAAUGUUGAUGUCACGUUUCUUACUUUCAACUCCAGUCCAAACUUCCUCUGUCUUAUCAUGAUUUAAUUUGGCACCGGAAGCUAGCUCAUAUAAGUUCAGGUGGUUCGUUAAAACAUCCAUCUCCAUCUGGUUUUUAAUAACAACUGUGACAUCGUCUGCGUAGGCCAUGGCAGUAACUUUGGGAGCGAGGCCAACGCGUGUACCAGAUAUAAGACUAUCUGAGUUUAUAGUUUUAAUAAGGGGGCUGAUGGCCAGGAUGUAUAUAGAGCAGCACUCAGAGGACAGCCCUGUUUCACCCCUCUCUCUACAUUAAAGGGCUCUGUUAAAACACCAUUUACAUUUAUACACACACUAGACUUAACAUACAGACAUCUGAUCAAAUGGAUGAAACUUUCUGGGAAGCCAUAAGACUUCAUUACAGCCCAUAAAUACUCUGGAAAUAUAAUCAAAGGCUUGUUUUUGGUCCAGCCUGAUUAUAUAGAAGUCUUUUUUAUCAGGUUUAUUUAUCAUUUCUCUCAGUGUGCAGAGAUUGUCCCACAUUAGACGGCCUUUUAUGGCACACGUUUUUUCUUUUUCUGUAAUUUCAUCUAAUAUAUCAUUUAAUCUAUUCAUACUUACUUUGGCUGAUAUUUUAUAAUCAGUAUUCAUUAUGGUCAGAUGUCUGUAGUUAUCAAUGUUGUUUUCUUCACCUUUCUUAUACAAUAAACACAUUACACCCAUACA
Molecule: messenger RNA, 2162 nt
Organism: Perca fluviatilis (European perch)
Lineage: Eukaryota; Metazoa; Chordata; Actinopteri; Perciformes; Percidae
Product: histone H2B
Exons: 1
Coding region: 17-391 (124 amino acids)
Cellular component (GO): nucleosome
Molecular function (GO): structural constituent of chromatin; DNA binding; protein heterodimerization activity
Source: RefSeq, a predicted model, not a curated record